AUGACAGGGUCAACGCGCGACAUUCGCUCGUUCUUCGGUGCGCAGCCGCCGGCUAAGAAGCGUCGUACGACACUGGAUAGCCUGCCCUCGGACAAGAUUAAGCAAGCCAAGAGGGUUGAGCCUGAUGGUGCGCCAACCACUAGCAGCGUUGAGAAGCAGUGCCAGGAGGAGAAAGAGCUCAAAGAAGACCAGGAAGAACACGAUGGCGAAACUCUUCCUGUGACGAGGUUUUCGGAGCUGCAGAAAAUGAUGCGGCUCCGCUCGCUCAUGCACCAGUCGUGGUUCGAUCUGCUACAGAACGAAUUUGCACGCGGAUCGUUCCAGACGCUGACAAGGUUCCUGGAGGGAGAGGAAGGUCGCAAAAAGACCGUAUAUCCGCCGCCAACCGACGUGUUCGCGGCGUUGCGAGACUGCGCCUUCUCCAAUCUGAAGGUAGUCAUUCUGGGCCAGGACCCAUACCACGGACCACAGCAGGCGCACGGAUUAAGCUUCUCGGUGCGUCACGGAGUUCCACCUCCUCCGAGUCUCAAGAACAUAUUCAAGGAGGUUAUGUGCGAUACUGGCAUUGAACGCCCGACCCACGGCUGCUUAUCUUGCUGGAGUCGCCAGGGAGUUCUCCUCCUCAAUACGGUACUCACAGUGCGUCGAGGUGAACCGAAUUCUCACAAGAAGCGUGGCUGGGAGCAGUUAACGGAUGCAGUCAUCUCCAAAGUCAAUAAAGACGCCUCCAACGUCGUCUUCUUGCUCUGGGGGAAACCUGCACAGGAGAAGGGUGCGCUGAUCGAUUCAAGGCGGCAUCUGGUGGUAUGCUCGUCACACCCGUCGCCACUAGGAGCCACAAAAACUAACGCGCCAUUCCUGGGCUCCAAAUGCUUCUCACGUGCCAAUAGCUACCUCAAAGAGCACGGCAAGGAACCCAUCGACUGGAGCGUGCAGUAA
Molecule: messenger RNA, 939 nt
Organism: Phytophthora infestans T30-4
Lineage: Eukaryota; Oomycota; Peronosporomycetes; Peronosporales; Peronosporaceae
Product: uracil-DNA glycosylase
Exons: 1
Coding region: 1-939 (312 amino acids)
Biological process (GO): base-excision repair; base-excision repair, AP site formation via deaminated base removal
Cellular component (GO): mitochondrion; nucleus
Molecular function (GO): uracil DNA N-glycosylase activity
Source: RefSeq, a predicted model, not a curated record